AGGAGGGCGAGCGCGGGCGUGCGCAUGCGCCGCUAUGGCCGGCCCCGAGUGGAAGAAGCGGGCGCUGCCGGUGCUGGCGGGGGCGGCGCUGGGGUCCGCGCUGGCGGCCGAGGUGCUGGCGCUGCUGCUGCUCCGCCGCCGAGGGGAGCCCUUCCCGCUCCCGACGCUGGCGGCGCUGCUGGCCUUGCUCGGGAACGCGCUCGAGAGCGCGCGCCGCUUCGUCACCGCCUCGCCCAGCACGCGCGGCGUCAUGCUCGCCGGCGCCGGGCAAGGCUGGGACUACUGCUAUUCCUGCCAGACCCACGUUCCUCCCCGCUGCGGCCACUGCUUCUCCUGCAACGUCUGCAUCCUGCGCCGUGACCACCAUUGCACUUUGCUGGGCCAGUGCCUGGGCUACCAGAACUACCGCUACUUCCUCAGCCUGCUGCUCCACGGCGCCGUCCUCCUGCUGUGUUGCGCCGUUCUCAAUGCCGACGUGGUCUGGACUCUAUUGCAGGAGAAACCCCUGGCCCAGACGGUGCUCCUGCUGGUCCUGCCCUGGCUGAUGCUGCUGACAGGGCAAGUGAACUUCACGGCCUUCUUCUUUGCCGUGGUGACCGACGCUUGCCUGGCGGGCUGCCUCUUCUGUGCCGGGUUCCUGUUCUUCCACAGCCUGCUGGUGCUUCGGGGUCAGACCACCAAGGAAUGGUUCGAAGGCGACCGCAAGUACAACAUGGGUUGGCGGGCGAACCUCCGGGAAGUCCUGGGCAAGCGCUGGCACCUUGCGUUGUUCACCCCUUUUGUGGCUUCUCCUUUGCCGGGAGAUGGCAUCACUUUCCGAACUCGGCCUCCCAAGUCGGAGCCCCUCCUCAAAACCCGCGACCUCUAAAGGAGACAUGGUGGAAUGAUGUCUUCCUUGCCUGCUUCUUCACUCCGGCAAAGAGCAAAUAAUCUGGAAAUCACCGUUUUUUCCUCUUUCUUCUUCAAGGGUGCCUGGUCUGCGCUGUUUGAAGGGAGAAUGACGGCGGUCUCUGCUUGAAAGCCGAUGAGCUGUUGUCAAAGUGGUUUCCUUUGUGGGCCGUUGUUUACAUCCAUGAUCUAAUAUGGACGUUUUCCCACAAUGGGGACGGUCUUUGGGGCCUUGGAAAUGGUCUCGAAAAAGGAAGAAGUGGAGUCGUAGUUUGGGCUCCACUUGCCUGAUACCUAUGGGUUGACACUGGGAUCCAAAUGUAUGUUUUUCUGGCCAUUUUUAUAAUUUCCUUUGGGGUCCUUCCUUUCCAUUGCAGCAUUCCUGUAUUUGUAUUGCUUCCUGAUCUCCGUUUCCGUUGGCAUCCUCCUUCAUAGCGCCAGAUUAUUUUCCGUCACAACAUUCCACUUUUAUAUUCAGUAAGCGUGAUCAUUGCUUGUCAAAGCCUUUAACGUGGUUUUUAUUUGCCUCUGUGUCCCACACUUUGCAAGCUGUGCCAAUGGGAUGGACGCGGGACAGUCUGCAGGACUGUAGAAUUGAUGCACUUUGACACCACUUUGGAGUCAUGGGAGUUGUAGUUCUCCCAAGCCUUUAGCCAUAACUACAAUUCCUAGCAUUAUAUUCACUGAACGAUGGGGAGAAAGUGGUGUCAAACUGCAUUUGUUCUAUAGUGUAGACCAGGCACAGGCAAACUUGGGCCCUCCAGGCGUUUUGGACUUCAACUCCCACAAUUCCUAACAGCCGGAAGGCUGUUAGGAAUUGUGGGAGUUGAAGUCCAAAACGCCUGGAGGGCCCAAGUUUGCCCAUGCCUGGUGCCUUCUUCUCAUUUGUGGCCUAUUUAAGAGGAAUAUUGUUAUAUAUAUAUAUUUCACGUUUUUCAUUUAAUGUCUCAUUGACCCACCCUUGGACGUUCAGACACAUUUUUACCCAUUAAAGUAACGGCUUAAAGGCAAGAAAGAAAAUCCUGCCGUGUCCUUUGAAGCAAUAAAUACCAAAUUGUAUAUAUAUAAUAAAGGUGGCUGCUUAGGAGCCAGGACUUUC
Molecule: messenger RNA, 1987 nt
Organism: Anolis carolinensis (green anole)
Lineage: Eukaryota; Metazoa; Chordata; Lepidosauria; Squamata; Anolidae
Gene: zdhhc24
Product: zinc finger DHHC-type containing 24
Exons: 4
Coding region: 35-868 (277 amino acids)
Biological process (GO): protein targeting to membrane; peptidyl-L-cysteine S-palmitoylation
Cellular component (GO): endoplasmic reticulum; Golgi apparatus
Molecular function (GO): protein-cysteine S-palmitoyltransferase activity
Source: RefSeq, a predicted model, not a curated record